Messenger RNA from Mizuhopecten yessoensis (Yesso scallop), 1616 nucleotides. Its product is annotated as ankyrin repeat domain-containing protein 17-like. Gene Ontology annotation, molecular function: protein binding. The record is from RefSeq and is a predicted model, not a curated record. The transcript has 4 exons. The coding region runs from base 139 to 1461 and encodes 440 amino acids. NCBI's taxonomy places the organism in Eukaryota, Metazoa, Mollusca, Bivalvia, Pectinida, Pectinidae.
GGUAUGUACUGUUCUACAUAUAGACAGUAUAUGUGUGCAGUUAGCUGUCGAUACAUUUUCGUUUUCGCUUCACAAACAAUCCCUAUUUUCUUCUAGUCACUGUAGUACUCUAUAGGAUGACAACAUCAAUGUAGUUGGAUGGCAAAUGAAAAGUCCAUCAGACGUCGCCGGAGACCACGAGACGAGUACGACUUCUCCGCCGACUUAUACAAAGCUGUCGUGGACGAUGACCCGGAGCGACUCGCUCGUAUCCUUGACAACGGUGCUGACGCGGAUCACAUGUUUUUUCAUGGCAUGAUCUUUGUGAGCUCCAAGCCUGUACUCGCUUUAUGCUGUGAAAAAGGGCGCGAAGCAUGCGCCAAGGUAUUAAUAGAACAUGGUGCCGAAGUAAAGCGACCGGAUAAGUGGGGUAUCACUCCUCUCAUGUAUUGUAUGACUCUCCAGUACCCCGAUAUCUCACGACUUCUGCUUCAGCGAGACCCGAGCGUCGUCAAAUGCCAGGACCAUAAGGGAAGGACCCCUCUGCAUUUCGCCGUUGAGACAGGAAACAUCGAGCUUGUGAAGUUAUUGAUAACUUCAGGGGCGGAUGUGGAUGCUCAGGAGAGAUUUGGAAUGACCCCUCUAAUGAUUGUUUGCUCAUCUGAGUUUGAACAUGAAGGAAUAUUACUGGAUUCUCUAUUGGGGGCGUCUGUAGAUGUCCAUAAAAUGUCGUUCCGUGAGAACAAGACAGCUUUGCAGUUCGCUGCGACUGGAAAGCGUUCCCUCCUUAUUCGAGGUCUGUUGAACGCAGGAUCAGACCCGAACACUGUGGAUGUUCAUGGGCGAACCCCUCUGACCAACUUACUUAGGGGACAUGCACGUGCUAACGAACAGAUCGACUCAGAAACCAUGUCUGUCAUAGAGGAUAUGUUAUUGGCUGGAGUGGACAUGAAUCUUGACUCCACAGACAAUUGUAAUCCCGUUUUCAUGGCAACACAGUGUUCAUGUCCGCUUCUUGUACAGUAUUUCCUAGAAAAGGGAUGCCGCCCUGGAAAGACAUCAUUACUUAUGGCGGUAUCAAAGGGAGACGAUUCAUCCCUGAUAGCGCUGCUGAAUUGGGGUUGUGCCGUUAACGUUGAGGGAACGUUGGGGUCGUCACAAGCUCCCACCAGUUCCAUGGGUCUAGCUAUAGAACUGGGCCACUGGAAUAUCGUCCACAUACUCGCUACUGCUGGCUUCAAUCUGCACAGACUCAACUUUAUCAGAGGAGACAACAAUAUUCCGGUAUCCUUGCUCAACAAUGAAGACAUGGUAAAUCAUCUCAUUCAUCUGGCGAGUGUGCCGAAAAGUCUUUUUCAUAUUUCCACACUAAUGAUUUGGAAAACACUCAAAAGUGAUAUUGACAAGAAAAUCUCACAGCUGCCGUUACCGUUGCGGCUUCAGACUAUGAUAUCUUCAGACACAUUCUUAUUACUCACAUAAUCGAUGUGUAGGUCUUGAUAACGGGUAAAUUGUGCGAAGACCUUUCCGCUUCGAAUGUGUAUUGCAUUAUGUACGACUGUGAAUAGAUUCCGUAUUUUGUAGUAGUUGACCGUAAAUAAACUGCACUUGUCAUUAUUGUGACAUGUUUGGCACAA